UAUGGUUGACGUCGAAGGCAGGGCGUUUUUGUGACUCGCCUGCGAUCUAAUGUGGAUCUGGUUCUCGCCGUGUACGAGUUGUGUGGAUUUGUGCGAGCGUUGCCAAAAAAUAUAGGCGUCAAGUUUGUUGUGUGUAUAGUCAUUUCUGCCGCACUGGAGUGUGUACAUUUCAAAUAAUAUUCUAGCGCAGCCAAUCGGUCGUCCGUUUGACGGCAAGCAGUGCUCGUUUCAUGUUUUUUUGUGCAUUUUUUCGAGUAUUGUGAGUGUGUCGGGAAACCAUUCGCCGUUGAUAGUUGCACAAAUUUUCAUAGCAGCGACUUUCGAUUGCCUGAGUAGCGGAGACUCGUGCGGGGAAUGUCGGUAAAGAUUUGAAAACGCCGAAUUGAGUGGUUGGAAUCGCUCGCGUGAUAUCCUGCUAGCGGACGCGGCAUCCUGAAACCGGGGAGUAUUUUGAUUUUGCGUUCCAUUGUCGUGUGAUUUCAGUUGACAACCGCAGGGGGUUGUGUCGUAGGGCUCCAGUUGCUCUCCCCCUUCAUUUGUCACUCGGGGCUCCGGUGUGCAAAAGUGAUAUCGAGUGCGUGAUUUGUAGAGAAAGUAACAAAAUCCAAAAGUCGGCGGCGCUUAGCUGAGAGAGAAACUGUGAAUUUCCAUGUAAUUUAUCAGCGGAUUUGUGCAGUUGGCUUUCUUAUUGUGCAACCAGGCAACGCUCGAACUCGGUAUCUGAAAGGCCAUCGUCACAGAGCCCAAUGAGAAUGGAUGUAAGCAAUCACACGCAAAGCACGCCAAGUCGAAGUAAUAGUCGAACUAGUUCGAACUCGGAAAUAGACAAGGAAUUGGCUGAUUUAGAAAUAACAGGCACAAAAAAUGGCAAUAAUGUAACAAAAAGACGUAUAUCAAGUAGUCGAACGCCCACAAGGAAAGCAAAAAGGAUACGUUUUUAUCGCAAUGGUGAUCGAUUCUAUCCGGGCAUCACGAUACCUGUAUCGAAUGAACGUUAUAGAUCAUUCGAUAGUUUAGCAGAGGAUCUAACAAGACUUUUAGAAGAAAGUGUGAAAAUUCCUGGCGCUGUGCGAAAUAUUUAUACGCUUAGUGGUAAAAAGGUCUCUAAUCUAGAAGAGCUAGAAGAUGGACAAAAUUACGUAUGCUCUUGUAAUAAUGAAAACUUCAAAAAGAUUGAAUACAACGUUCAACAGACAAACAAUUCGAAUAAAUCAAAUAAUCGAUUAUCACGAGUAUUUCGCCCGCAAUCACCACUCAAAAAUGGUACAAAUGGAAGUCCAACUUUAAGGUUAAGUGAGCGUGAUAGCGUGGUGCAUCCACGAAUUGUAACGUUGAUCCGUAAUGGUACUAAACCUAGAAAGGUUAUGCGUUUGUUGCUUAACAAAAGGAAUAGUCCCAGUUAUGAGCAUGUAUUGCAAGCAAUAACACAAUGCGUAAAGCUCGAUACAGGCUGUGUACGUAAAGUCUUCACUCUAAACGGCACUCCAUGUCUUCAGUUGGCCGAUUUCUUUGGCCAGGAUGAUGUUUUCUUUGCAUACGGUACAGAACGUGUCGGCGCUGAUGAUUUUAGACUAGAAUUAGAAGAAAGCAAAGUGAUAAAACAGACACGAAAAACAUUACGAAAUGGUGCACCAUAUACAGGACCUAAACCAAAAAUGCCCGUUAAAAACAAAAAUGUACAUAAUGUUACUUAUGAAUGCGUAGAGGAAACACUUAAUGAGACUGGAAUCCAAACGCAAGAUCUUCCCAAUGUCAUACGUGAACGAUACUCUCUUGGGCAGAUUAUUGGCGAGGGAAACUUUGCAAUUGUGUUAAAUGUUAGAGAUAAGAAGACAAAUGAUAUGUACGCAUUAAAAAUUAUCGAUAAGUCUAAUUGUAAAGGCAAAGAACAUUACAUUGAUGCUGAGGUUAGGGUCAUGAAGAAGCUGAAACAUCCGCAUAUUAUAUCAUUAAUAUUGGAUGUUGAUCAGCAAAAUAAUAUGUACUUGGUCCUCGAGUACGUCAGUGGUGGCGAUUUAUUUGACGCGAUUACACGUGUAACAAGAUUCUCAGAAGAUCAAUCUAGGAUAAUGAUCAAGCAUCUAGCCUCUGCCAUGGCUUACUUACAUUCCAUGAGUAUUGUGCAUCGAGAUAUUAAGCCUGAAAAUUUGCUUGUGGAGCUUGAUGAGAAAGGAAAUGUUGUCAUGCUAAAGCUUGCCGAUUUUGGAUUAGCAUGUGAAGUAACCGAACCAUUGUUGGCAGUCUGUGGUACCCCAACAUAUGUUGCUCCCGAAAUUUUAUGGGAGACAGGCUAUGGAUUGAAGAUUGAUGUUUGGGCUGCCGGAAUCAUACUCUAUAUAUUGCUUUGUGGUUUCCCGCCAUUUGUCUCGCCUGAUAAUCAACAGGAACCCCUAUUCGAUGCAAUUCUAUUGGGCGUCUAUGAAUUCCCCGAACCAUAUUGGACAGAUAUCGGAGAAGGUGUCCGCGACCUCAUUUCAAAUAUGCUGCAAUCUGAUCCAGAUGUACGAUUCACCAGCGAAGACAUCCUUGACCAUUAUUGGACACUGGGUGAAGCAAAUGACUAUAGCUGAGUAGUGAAAAAUUAUUAUAUUUUGAUAUAAGGAGGGAACGUUAAAAUAAAAUAUCACCCCUAAAAAGAGGCAUUAAAAUAAACGACAAGUUACGGCGAUAACAAGUCCAAUUAUUUAAGUUUCUUCGUUCAUUUAGUUAUUUUAUUUUCUAAAUGGAUAAUUUUGUACGUGUGAUUGUGUUAUAUCCAGUCUUGAAAAAGACUAUGGUCAUACACGCCUAGAUUAUUUGGUAUUUAGAUAUAUAAAUAAAUAGAAUUUUAAUUACUUGACUACAACCGAUAUCUAUAAUUGAGCACUUUUUUAAAAAAACUCGAAAGUGGAUUACAACAAUGAUAUGAAAAAAUAGAGAGAACGAACGAUAAUUACGUUAAUUAGUUACAAUUAGUUUGAAAUCUACGCAUAUAGCAUGUUUAUUUUUUAUUAUUCUAUUGUUCGAAGUAAUUUAUUCUCCUAUUUAAAUAAUUUUAUAUUUCAGUAACGAUGAUAUUCCUUUACGAUUAAAACUGUAAUUGUAGAGUUUUUAUAAUUCAUUAUUUUAUUUUGCUGUGGAUGUUAUUGUAAUUGUGACAUUAAAUAUUUUUUUUUCGUAUUUUACCAUUUUUUUUUGUUGUUGCGUACGUUUUUAACGAUCAAUUUUUCGAUAAGGAAACGAAAUAAUUCGCAAAAGUUUUAUCUAGUAUGAAUAAGUAUAACUUGGACGACGAAAUAUUUGAUAUUUUUAUAUCAUUCUUAAUAAGUUAGUUAUUAUUACGUUAAAAAAUAUUUAUUUAAAGCCUAAAAUUAAACUGGACUUGAUAGAUGAAUGAUACCAACUUUUAGAGUGUACAGAAUCUGUAAAAGAGACAUUUUAUUAAUAGGUUUUAUAGUGGAAUAGCAAAAUGCAAAUAUUUAAAUAAAAAAGACAACGAGAUUCUUUCCUUUUAAGUUUAGUAGCCAAUAAGCUGUCACCAUUAAGUCUGCACAGCUAAUUUUAUCAUUUUAUCAAUGACUUCCAUGAAAAUAGUGUUAUUGAUAUUACAAUUUCAAUUGAAUUCAUUCUUCAUGCAUUUUUUGAUAACUCGCAUUACCGAUCAGAGACUCUAUCUCUUUUUAUGUAGACUAUGUUUUCAGUAAGACAUUCCUUUACCAAAUAGAAACCCAAUACGCAUUUUUUUAUGGAAACUAUUAUAUUAUUUACAGAAGUGACGAUUUUAAAUAUUGCAAUAUCGCAUGGUAGAAAAACGCGUAUAUACAUAACAUUGUACUGCUUGCUUUUUUUUCUUUUGUAAUCUGAACAGAACAAGUAUUUUCGAUAAAAACAGGAUAUUAUGUCAUAGAUAUACACAUAUAUAUUUUAAUAUAUUUCAUUAAUUUGGUUGGAAUUCAUGAUGGAAGUAAUAAUAUCAUCAAUUGUGUAAGAUAUUCAAAUAUAUUUUAGACGCAAACAUUACACCAAA
This is a messenger RNA of Hermetia illucens (black soldier fly), 4006 nucleotides long. RefSeq names its product serine/threonine-protein kinase GL21140. Lineage: Eukaryota; Metazoa; Arthropoda; Insecta; Diptera; Stratiomyidae. Gene Ontology annotation, molecular function: ATP binding; protein kinase activity. The record is from RefSeq and is a predicted model, not a curated record. Gene Ontology annotation, biological process: intracellular signal transduction; protein phosphorylation. The transcript has 8 exons. The coding region runs from base 747 to 2570 and encodes 607 amino acids.